AUGCUUUUGGGUGUGUUGGUCCUUUUUCUCGCCGCCCAGGGCUGCAGCGGGCAGCAAUGUCAGGGGCACAUCGACGACUACAAAAUUGCCCUGGGACGCGGCGAGCUGUGGGCCCUGAACAUGUACGAGUCAUCGACAAAGCUGCUGGAUGGCGUGCUGACCGGGCUGAUUGUUCCGCCGGGAAAUUUCGACCAGUGCGUGGCCGUCAGGGCGCCCGAGUUCAAAGGGAAAUACUGCAGAGUCAAAGUGCAGAUUGCGCAAAAUGUGGGUUUGCCGCAACUGCCGACCUACGAGGUUGCAGCCUGCGGCCCUUCGACCUGCAGCGACGACGAAAUCGCUCAAAUCGCCCAGUUCAACAUGGGCACUGUCGGUUUAAAUGUGACCAACGCGUUCACCUACGUGCACUCGUGCGAGUACGACGGCGUCCGCAACCUGGACGGUGGCUUCUGGGCAACCAUAGGAGUGAUGUCUUUUUUGGUGCUUCUGGUCGUGUCGGCGGCAAUUGCGGAUUGGUAUUGCGAAAAGUUUGAGAAAAAAGUGCCCGCAGCCGUUGCCACCCUGAUUGCCGCCUUCUCCCUGAGAAGCAACCUGCGGCAGUUGUUCAAGAUCUCCAGGGGAAAGGUGGCCGGCCAGGUUCCGUGCGUUCACGGAAUCAGGGUCAUCAGCACUAUUUGGGUCGUCGUAGGCCACAAAUACGAAAUCUACAUCGCGGCCAUGCCUUUUAUGAACACCUUCGAGUUCUUCACGCUGCCGCAGGAGUUCAGCUCGAUGCCGUACAUUAAUUCCUUGUUUUCCGUCGACACCUUUUUUGUGCUGAGUGGAUUUCUGGUCACUUAUGUUUAUUGCACUGACGUCAUCAAAGGCAGAAAAUUUAAUAUUAUUCAGUACUACGUCUACAGAUAUUUGAGACUGACUGCUCCGGUUGCUAUGAUGGUCCUUUUCGUUGCUUUCGUUAUCUACUACAUUGGUAGAGGCCCGCAGUGGAACACUCUUUUCUGGUUUCAGUCUCAAACUUGUAGGGACAGAUGGUGGACCACUCUCCUCUACGUAAACAACCUCGUCGAUUAUCCAUCCAUGAGCACGUGCGUGCCAGUGUCUUGGUAUCUGUCGGUGGACAUGCAGCUCUCCUGGGCGGCACCGAUCGUGCUUCUUCCGCUCAUGCGUUGGCCAAAGUACACCCUGAUCGGGAUUGGCGGUCUGAUUUUCCUGAGCACCAGCCUGAUAUUUGGUCUGACCUACGCCUACGAUUUCUUCUGGACCUACCCUGUCUACAACAUUCCCCACCCAAACAGCCUUCCUGAUUACUGGUUUUGGUGUUACAUCAUGCCUUGGAUGCGUGCCCAACCCUACCUGGUGGGCAUGGCCCUCGGCUGGUUCAUGAGCAAGCCUCGCAAGGUUCCCUUCAACCGCCUUUGGGCAGUAGUCAUCUGGCUUCUCAACACGGCCUGCGUCCUCACCGUUUUAUUUACGAUUGCCUUGGCGUACCGCCCUGAACACCCGUACAACGAGACCGAAGCCGCCUUUUACAAUUCGCUGCACAGGCUCAUGUGGGGCCUCAACAUCGCCUGGAUUAUCUACGCCUGUUCAAACGGCCUCGGAGGCCCAAUUAACAGCAUCCUCUCGUGGAACUACUGGCAGCCCCUCAGCAAACUGUCCUACUGCAUCUUCCUGACGCACAUGUUCAUCAUCUUCAGCGACAUUGGACUCAACAGGACUCCAGCCUACUUUUCCCAGGCCUACAUGACGCACAGCAUUCUCGGCGACCUGGUGCUCGCGAUUCCCUUUUCCAUGCUGCUCUACCUCACCACAGAGGCGCCUUCUGUCAUUCUAAUUCGCAAAAUCUUCGGCAAAGACAAAAAGGCGGCGGCUCCGGCUGCGUCGGCGGAGAAGGAGUAAUCCGAGCUCAUUAAAGUGGCACGCAUCGCUUGCUGUUUGAGUUGGAUAUCACGCGCGCACCAUCUCAUCUCUCGCGAUUCAUAUUCCAGCAGGUGUCGUGCUACCUGCCAACGCCGGCCGGCCGAGUGUGCCUCGACUCCAAAUGAGCUGCGCCGCGGCGGCGGCGGAUCCCAAUUAAUUAAAACAGAACAAUAAAUUAUUUCUGCCAUAAUUAAAGCCUGCCUCCGAGUGU
This is a messenger RNA of Cloeon dipterum, 2128 nucleotides long. Its product is annotated as O-acyltransferase like protein-like. Gene Ontology annotation, molecular function: acyltransferase activity, transferring groups other than amino-acyl groups. Bases 1 to 1896 code for a protein of 631 amino acids. The transcript is spliced from 11 exons. NCBI's taxonomy places the organism in Eukaryota, Metazoa, Arthropoda, Insecta, Ephemeroptera, Baetidae. The record is from RefSeq and is a predicted model, not a curated record.